Messenger RNA from Trypanosoma rangeli, 1131 nucleotides. RefSeq names its product bardet-Biedl syndrome 5 protein. Bases 1 to 1131 code for a protein of 376 amino acids. The transcript has a single exon. Gene Ontology annotation, biological process: cilium assembly; intracellular transport. Gene Ontology annotation, cellular component: BBSome; ciliary basal body. The record is from RefSeq and is a predicted model, not a curated record. Gene Ontology annotation, molecular function: phosphatidylinositol-3-phosphate binding. NCBI's taxonomy places the organism in Eukaryota, Euglenozoa, Kinetoplastea, Trypanosomatida, Trypanosomatidae.
AUGUCUUCCUCCAACACCGAGAUCCAGGCAGUCGUCGCCAAAGCCUUCACGUUUUGGUUUGACCGCGAGUUUCGCUUUAACAUCGCGGACGACGAGCUCGCGGUGCAGACGGCGCGCGGGGAGACGCUCCUCACCGUGCUGCGCCCUGUGGAGGACACGAGGGGAAACUGCGGGGAGGAGGGGGUGCUCACCGUAACAAACCUGCGAUGCAUCUGGCAGAGCAAGCUGAACCCGCGCAAGAGCCUCAGCAUCGGCUACUACGGUAUCCAGAACGUGGAGGUGAAGGAGGUGAUCACGCGUCCGCGCGCCACCACAGAGGCAUUGUACAUCAACACGCGCUUUAGAGUGAAUCGAUACGAGUUUGUCUUCACGUUUAUGGGGCAGACGCCGCAUCAGUUUUUUAUUGUGCCAGUCGUCUGGCGGGCAUACGACUCGAGUCGUUCGUACCGGGAGUUGCGCAUGCGCAGCUCGCUUGUACGGGGCGGCGACAUUGUCGUUCUGCCCGGCGAGCGACUCUUCACGCGACUCGAGGGGGUGACGAACGUGAGUGAAGACAGAGGCGUCGUCGGGGUUUUCGUCACGACGAAUGUGCGCUUCGUCUGGUUUGCCCAGCACUCUCAGAACAUCAACAUCUCGAUUCCGUUGCUGCAGCUGACCUUGCUGCGUCUGCGGCCGACGAAGUACGGCGCUGUUCUCCUGCUGGAGACGUCAACGCACGCCGGAGGCUGCCUUCUUGGCUUUCGCGUGGAUCCUGUGGAGCGGCUGCGGGAGCUGUUUCAGGAAUGCGUGUCGCUCUGGAAGGCCUGGAACAUGCGCCCCGUGCUUGGUAUCGCUGUCACACUGCAGGAGCCCAACCCCGGCGCAGCGGAGGACGGCGGCCUGAACAAUGUGGGCAGUGGCACGGGUGCGUUGGACGGGGGGCUGGCGAAGCCCGUGCUGCCCCAGCCUCGCAAGCUCGACGGUGAAAAUGUAGUACAUCAAGUACAAAACGACGCCUUCGCGGCCUACUACGCGGAUAUGGGGCAGAAGGGGGCGGAUCGCCGCCCUGAGUACGAUCCCUCGAUUGGUCUUGCCGUGGAGCGGCUCCGCACGGGCGUGACGUUGCGGGAUUUAUGGACGGUGACGGUGUAG